This is a messenger RNA of Colius striatus (speckled mousebird), 2566 nucleotides long. It is a transcript of the gene COCH, whose product is annotated as cochlin. The coding region runs from base 104 to 1744 and encodes 546 amino acids. The transcript is spliced from 11 exons. The record is from RefSeq and is a predicted model, not a curated record. Lineage: Eukaryota; Metazoa; Chordata; Aves; Coliiformes; Coliidae.
GCGCGGCGGCUGCUGCUUGUCGGGUUCCGUGGAAGUGCUGGGGCAGCGCGGUGGGCACACUGCCUUGUGCUCUGUUACUCCCGUCGCCUCUGUUCUCGCUGCCAUGUGGCUCGCCCCCCUUCUCCUCGGCGUCUUCCUGCUCUCUGGCCCCGUACACGGGAGCAACGGCUCGGCUUCUACUGCUAUCACAUGCUUUACAAGAGGACUUGACCUUAGAAAGGAGACAGAAGAUGUCCUGUGCCCAGCAAACUGUCCUCUCUGGCAAUUUUAUGUGUUUGGGGAUGGAGUUUAUGCCUCACUUUCCAGUGUCUGUGGAGCUGCCAUACAUAGGGGUGUGAUCACUAAUGCAGGAGGAGCUGUAAGAGUGCAGACUCUCCCGGGACAGGAAAACUACCCUGCUGUAAAUGCCAAUGGGAUCCAGUCUCAGGUGCUAACUAGAUGGGCUUCGUCUUUCUCAGUGACUCGUAUCAAGAACACAGCACUUGAAUCAGUUGGACGAUCAGUAUCAACAGCACGUCCCUCUACAGGUAAAAGACCCAAGAAGCUACUUGAUAAAAAGGCUGGAAACAAAGACUGUAAAGCUGAUAUUGCAUUUCUCAUUGAUGGAAGUUACAACAUCGGCCAACGUAGAUUUAAUUUGCAGAAAAACUUUGUUGGAAAAGUAGCUGUGAUGUUGGGAAUUGGGACAGAAGGACCUCAUGUUGGAGUUGUACAGGCUAGUGAACAUCCAAAAAUUGAAUUCUACCUGAAAAACUUCACUGCUGCAAAGGAAGUUUUGUUUGCCAUAAAGGAGCUGGGGUUCAGAGGAGGCAAUUCUAAUACAGGGAAAGCUUUGAAGCACACAGCCCAGAAAUUCUUCUCUUUGGAAAAUGGAGCACGCAAAGGAAUUCCCAAGAUCAUUGUUGUGUUUCUAGAUGGCUGGCCCUCGGAUGAUAUAGAAGAAGCUGGCAUAGUAGCCAGAGAAUUUGGAGUAAACGUAUUCAUUGUAUCUGUAGCAAAACCCACAACAGAGGAGCUGGGAAUGGUACAAGACAUUGGUUUUAUUGACAAAGCAGUCUGUCGAAACAAUGGCUUCUUCUCUUACCAGAUGCCCACCUGGUUUGGUACUACCAAAUAUGUAAAACCUCUUGUCCAAAAACUGUGUUCACAUGAGCAAAUGUUGUGUAGCAAGACGUGCUACAACUCCGUCAACAUCGGUUUCUUGAUAGAUGGUUCCAGCAGCGUUGGAGACAGCAACUUCCGCCUCAUGCUUGAAUUCAUCAGCAAUGUGGCAAAGGCCUUUGAGAUCUCUGACAUUGGUUCCAAGAUUGCAGCUGUGCAGUUCACCUACGACCAGCGUACAGAGUUUGGCUUCACUGACUACACCACAAAGGAAAAGGUCCUCUCAGCUAUCCGGAACAUUCGCUACAUGAGUGGUGGCACUGCUACUGGGGAUGCCAUUUCUUUCACAACCAGAAAUGUGUUUGGGCCAGUGAAAGAUGGACCUAACAAAAAUUUCCUUGUUGUUUUGACUGAUGGUCAGUCUUAUGAUGAUGUUAGAGGACCUGCUGCUGCUGCUCAAAAAACAGGAAUAACAGUCUUCUCUGUUGGUGUUGCCUGGGCACCUUUGGAUGAUCUGAGAGACAUGGCUUCUGAACCAAGAGAAUCUCACACAUUCUUCACCAGGGAGUUCACAGGAUUGGAGCAGAUGGUUCCUGAUAUUAUUAGAGGCAUCUGUAAAGAUUUUUUGGACUCUAGACAAUAAACCAAAAAUCUGCUCCUGGAUUUUGGAACUACUUUGGAACUAGAAAUCAUGAAACGGAAAUGGUCCCUCUGAUGUUGCAUUCUUAUAUAUACUAUCAUAUUGCAAGGGAAGAAGGAGGGCUACUUUUUGUUUCUGUAGUCAGUUGAGGAUUCUUGUGAGCUUGUUAGAAGUUGUACUCAAUAUUAGAAUGCAGAAUUUGGCCAACAGCUAUGAUUUUCAAUAUGUAUACAGUAUUUCCAAGUCUCAAGCUACACCUAUCAUGCACAUAAGGCUAUUGGGUAUCAGCAGAAUCAACAAUACAGCUCUGAGUUUCUUGCUAUCACUUGCUAAAUAUCUUCCUACAAGUUAAAAAUAAUAUAAAUGCACAGUACUCUAAGCCUUCUCUAGUGUACAAUUCUGUGUAUUUUCAAGGAGUUCUGCUGAUAGUGUGAAGUACUUUUAGUACUUCAGUUGUGUGACAUCCAUCAUUGCCAGGCAGUUUAAGAAAAGAUAUGACAUUGUAGCUAAAUGGUCUUUUUUUAACUAGUUGAAGUUUUACUAUUGUGAACAAUACUGCCAUCUGCUUGGCAAAGUUUACAUCAAAAAGCAUUUCUACCCACAGAUUUCUGUGGCUCUAUGUUGUUGGGUUCUUUUAGCACAGAUUUUGAAAGGUAUUUAAGGCGCAGUAGUUCUUUUUGAGGAACUGAAUCCUGACCUAUUCGCUGAUACUACUGCUUCCUAAACCACUGAAAUCAACAUUGGUAUUCCUAAUAUCUAGUAAUUUUUUUUUUCCCAUUUACUGCCUUGUACUAUCUUGAUUUUACAAAGUGAUGAUUGGCUAGA